This is a messenger RNA of Puma concolor (puma), 1122 nucleotides long. The record is from RefSeq and is a predicted model, not a curated record. NCBI's taxonomy places the organism in Eukaryota, Metazoa, Chordata, Mammalia, Carnivora, Felidae.
AUGGGCGACAACGACACGCUCGCCCUGUUCAGCUACCCCAUGCUGUCCACACCCCAGUCUCUGUUCACAACCGGCAACCAGGGGGGCAACGAGGAACCCACCACCAAUUACGACUACGAUUACAGCGCACCGUGCCAGAAAACCGACGUGAGGCAGAACGCGGUCCGGCUCCUGCCUCCGCUCUACUCACUCGUGUUCAUUUCCGGCUUCGUGGGCAACCUGCUGGUCGUCCUCAUCCUCAUCAACUGCAAAAAGCUGAGGGGCAUGACUGACGUCUACCUGCUCAACCUGGCCAUCUCCGACCUGCUCUUCCUUUUCACCCUCCCCUUCUGGGCCCACUAUGCCGCCAACGGGUGGGUCUUCGGGGAUGUGAUGUGUAAGACGGUCACCGGGCUCUAUCACGUCGGGUACUUUGGCGGAAACUUCUUCAUCAUCCUCCUGACCGUCGAUAGGUACCUGGCUAUCGUCCACGCUGUGUUCGCUUUAAAGGCCAGGACGGUCACCUUUGGGGCGGUGACAAGCGCGGUCACCUGGGCGGCGGCCGUGGUCGCCUCUCUGCCGGGGUGCGUCUUUAACAAGUUGCAGUGGGAAGACUCUUUUUACUCCUGCCGCCCUUCUUUCCCACCAGGAUGGAAGACUUUCCACGCAGUCACGAGGAGCGUCUUGGGCCUGGUCCUGCCCCUGCUCGUCAUGAUCGUCUGCUACUCGGCCAUCCUCAGGACCCUGUUCCGGUGUCGGAACGAGAAGAAGAAGCACAGGGCCGUGAAGCUCAUUUUCGUGAUCAUGAUCGUUUACUUUCUCUUCUGGGCCCCCAACAACAUCGUCCUCCUGCUGAGCACCUUCCCGGAGUCCUUUGGCCUCAAUAACUGCAGUAGCUCCAACAGACUGGACCAAGCCAUGCAGGUGACGGAGACCCUGGGAAUGACGCACUGUUGCAUCAACCCCAUCAUCUACGCCUUCGUCGGGGAGAAGUUCAGAAGCUACCUCUUGGUGUUCUUCCAAAAGCACAUCGCCAGGCACUUCUGCAAACGUUGUCCUGUCUUCCAGGGAAAGGUCCCCGACAGAGCGAGCUCGGUUUACACCCGAUCCACCGGAGAGCAGGAAAUCUCUGUCGGCUUGUGA